Messenger RNA from Paramecium sonneborni, 1038 nucleotides. Lineage: Eukaryota; Ciliophora; Oligohymenophorea; Peniculida; Parameciidae. The record is from the annotation of a GenBank genome assembly.
AUGUUAAAAAGUUAAUCAACAGAACUAUUUGUAAGUCCUGAGGAAUUACAGAGAAUCACUUUUUUCGCCACUCAAAAUCAAAGAAACAGUCAUAAAUCAAACAUAUCUAAUGUAAAACCGGAAGAAUAUAGCUUCAAGCCUUAGGUAAAUAAAAAAUAAUAGAUUGUAGAUAAAUAAGAAAUCGGUUAAUAUAUAAAGAACAAUUGAUGAUCUGUUAAGAUGGAAUGAAAGAAAAUCAUAAAGAUUACAAUAGUGUUAUGAUGAUGCUGUACAAGUGUAGAACUAAUUAGAUAGACAUAAGAAUUAUAAUUAAAUGCCAAUCGAUUAACACAUGAAGUUGAUACAAAUCAGCCAAGCGUUUUUGAGAGAUUAUAUGUAGUGAGAAAGAGUAAUGAGACAAUAUAAUGUAAAAGUUCCUUUGUAUUUAAUUAGAAAAUACUAAGCGUAAUACAUCAGAGUCUCAUCCAUACUUUACUAAGAAUAUGUCAAAUACAUUAUAUACAGAAUAUAAAAAAUAAAUGAGUGGUACUCCUGAACAAUAAGAAAGCGAGUAAUAACAAGUUGAGGAAUAGGAAGAACAAACUCAAAAAGUUUGUUUACCAAAUAGAUUCUAUUUUGAUUAAUCAGAAUAGAAAUAAAUUACAGAACCUGAGGUAUAAAACUUAAUAUUUUUGUAUAGCCUAAAGUAACAAUACCAUAGCAUAUGUUUGUAGAUAUUAGAGAAUAAAUUAAAUAAAUUAAUGAGGAGCCUGAGCCAGUUCCUACUAAGAAACCUUUAAAUAAAAAAGAAAUUGAAUUGAUGGUAGAGAGGUAAAGUACUCAAACCUCAUCAUUAGAAUGAACAAUUGGCAACAAAAGAGAAAUUAUAAGAUCUAAGAACAAUGGGAUAGGUAGAUGUAAAAUGAAUCCAACGAAUGUACUUUCAAUCCAAAACGUAGUUCAACUAAACAAACUAAGAUAUAACCAUCUAUUUAAAAUUCCCAAAGAGUUUCCUAAUAAUCAUCAUAUUCCAAUUUAUUUAGAAGUAAGAAUAAUUGA